Molecule: messenger RNA, 1347 nt
Organism: Schizophyllum commune H4-8
Lineage: Eukaryota; Fungi; Basidiomycota; Agaricomycetes; Agaricales; Schizophyllaceae
Exons: 2
Coding region: 1-1347 (448 amino acids)
Source: RefSeq, a predicted model, not a curated record
AUGAGGCCUCAGGAGAACACUGGAAUGCCAGGGGCGGAAGACGGAGCGAAAGGGCUUGGGCCUCCCUCGGAGCUGCCUCGCGUCGUGCAGUCGAAGAAAGGGCCGCCAGCAGAGUCGGCGACGAGCACACCGCCAGCCAGGCUUCCCUCGUACGCGGGAGUCGCGACGGUGAAGCCCUCGGCGAUCCCCCCUCAGGUCCGCCACUCGAACGGUACGGCGCCUGGGUCGACACCGCCAGGGCGCCAAACGGACGACGGCGAAGUCGCGCAUCUGCGACGAGCUCUCGAAGCAGCGCGCAAGGAGUCAGAGCAGCGCUUUGCCGCCCUUCAAGACGCAGAGCAGCGUCAUGCGCAACACAUUCAUCAUGUCGAGUCGGAAAGUCGCGCACAGAACAAGAGGCUUCUGGGAAUAAUGGCGACGGAGCGCGAACGCGCGGCGCGGGCGGAGGCGGAACUCAAGGGCACGCGCCAGCUCCUGCAAGCGCGCACCACAGAGCUCGCGGCCGCGCAGGCCUUCUUUGGCCCGGCCGAUGAGCUGUCCGAGCGCGACAUCGCGACUCGUGUGGAGACGCUCAACGAGGAGAUCUUCCAGCUCUCCGCGCAACUCGCUGACAGCGUGCAGCUGGCGACCGUCGGACGUGGCACGGUAGAAGCACAAGAGGUUGCUAGUAAAGCGAUUGGCGAGUAUAUUUGUAAAGGGCUUUCUAGCGGCGAAGAAGACGCUCGGCUGGGUCUGCUUCAGGUAGCCAUGCAGGCUGCUGCUACGCACUGGAGUCAGACACAUAUCCAGCGAUGGACCGAGAAUAUAUAUGUUGACAGGUACGCGAGGCAUCUGCACAAGAUUGUACGCCAGAGCGGUAAGUCUUCAUACGAAUGCGUGAUCGAUGGACUUAUACCUUCAAUAGAGAAACCCGACGUAGCGAAGCGCUGGAGAGUCAUCACACAGAAGAGUCUCCUCGCAUCCGACGGAGAUGAUGAGAUCAAACUUGUUACUUCCCUCUGCAACGCGGUCGAUGUCGUGACCAAGGCGGCUGCAUGCGUCCCGAAGAAUGUCAAAGGCGACGCCGACCUCCAGCAGGCACUCCAAGAGGGAGCCCAGGCCGUCGUUCGCCUGACACUGCAGCUGCGACGCGAUAUCAGCAUUGGUAUCACGUCCACUCAGCUCAGCACCAUUCACCCUCGCCCCGGCCAAGCCUACUACAGCGCGACCAUGGAGGUCGAAGACGCUGCUCAGAAGCGCAAAGGCAGUACUGUUGGGUGCGGUAUCUCAUUGGGGCUCGUCAGAGACCAGGGGACGUCGCAGAAACAUACCCUGAUCAAGUCCGACGUCUUCAUUGUCCCCGAAUAG